UGGAGCUUUUAAAUACAUUAUUAAAGGCUUAUUGAGACAUUUGUUGCGACCCGAAAGAAGCAAAGUGUAGCCUGUGUGGGAAUUGUAAAUAUCUGUUAAAUAUGUGACCAUGUCUGACUGACACUUUGUUUUUAGUGAAUUACUGCACUAAAAUGCUAAAUUGUUAAUUAUCUAACUUCUCUAACUGUUCUAGUACAGCAUACUUCAAAAAUUGUUGUACAAACUGCGUUAUCUGAUUAAAAUCAUAAAGGUAGAGUUUUUAAAAACAUUAUAAAAUGCUUCUUGAGACAGAAAAACAAUACAUUAUAUCAAUCUGUUGAUAUUUGUUGCGGCCUGUAAGAAGCAAAGUGUAACCGGUGUGGGAAUUGUAAAUAUCUGUUAAUAUGUGACCAUGUCUGACUGCCACUUUGUUUGAAUUAAUGAGUGCAUUAAAAUGCUACAUUUUUAAUUGACUGUAGGCAAUUGAAAAUAGUCUCUUUUGAAUUUAACAUAUAAAUGUGGAAAAUCUCUUAGUUCGGACUGUCUAACCUUGACCCCUAACCUGCACAAAAGAUAAUUAUCACAUGGAAAUGAUUGAAUUCAAAUCUAUAUUUAACUCUUAACGCCAACAGCUCUACCCUCAACUAUGUCCUCUUCUUUUUAACUCAAAGGUGUUUAGUGACAUCUAAAAAGAGUAACAGUGCAAAGCCCCAUUGUAAACACAGUGAAGAUAUAUCAUUAUGAGCACGAGGUGCAUUUUUCUCUUGAUGAUGCAUGAUAAAGCUAUGUGUAACUUACUGAAUACACUUGUCACUUUUUCAUUAUUUAAAAAAAAUAUUUGGGCUGUACAUUUGGCAUCCUAUAAUAAGUCUAGAAUAAAGUGUCUUGCCAAAAUACUGCAUAUCCCAGAUGUUUGGCAGUGGCAUUAUGUAAACAAACUAACAAUUAAAGGGUUACAAUUAUAAAAUUGAUGAAUAUUUGGGAGUUACAAUUAGGGGAAAGGGCUAGAAAUAUAACAUAUAAAUGUGGAAAAUCUCUUAGUUCGGACUGUCUAACCUUGACCCCGAACAAUAAACUUGAGUGCUUAUUGGGUUUGAACAUAUCAGGUGAUGUGAUUUGUGAAAUGAGGGAGGGUGUGGCCUAAGGAGAUCAACAUCUGAUAUCAAGGUGUGCAUAAUUAUUAGGCAGCUUGUUUUCCGGAGACAAAAUGGGCUGAAAAAGGUUUGAGGUUUGGUGAUUGCAUCAUUUAACUACACUGCCUGUUUUCACAUUAGAACUAAUGUUCACUGACGGAAUGCUGAAUGUUCCAUCACACAUGCUAUGACAUCAGAAACAUUCUAAUUUAUGUGCGAAAUCAACAUUCUUCAUUCUAAUGUUAUCCACCUCACAAGACAAAACCUCAGUCUGACUUCAACUUCUGAACUGAACAGUUUGAUACAAAUUCAAACAGCUCAACCUAAGUUAACUACUAGACAAACUGCCCCAUUCUGUAUCUGAUACAGUUAUCUUUGCAGAAAUGGAAACGAAUAAACCACUAGUAAACACAAUCUCAGACAACUAUAAGAUCCUGAAAGUUCUGGGACAGGGCUGCUUCGGACAGGUCGUCCACUGUCUAAAACAGGACACAAAAGAGAAUGUAGCUGUGAAGGUGUUAAAACUAAGAAAUCAGCAACAUGGGAACCAGAGAGAGCUGCGCAUACUGAAAAAGCUCAGAUGUUUGGACCCUGAGAAGAACAACAUUGUCAGAUGCCUUGAAUGGUUCUGCAAGAUCGACCGGACCUUCAUGGUCUUUGAAAUGCUGGACAUGAGCAUCUUAGAUUACAUGCGGCUGACAAACUUUGCUCCUCUUCCCCUACACGGAAUAAGGACCAUCAUCCAAGAUGUGGUGACGGCAUUAUCUGCGCUGAAGGGAUUUGGACUGAUCCACACAGACUUGAAAUUGGACAACAUCAUGCUGGUGGACCAUCGGAGACAGCCCUUCAGAGUGAAGCUAAUUGACUUUGGCUUAACUCUUGAGAAACCUGAAGUCCAUCCUGGACUUGGUGUUCAGCCUCUUUGGAACAGGGCUCCUGAAGUCAUUGUGGGCUUCCCAUUCAGUGAGGCCAUCGACAUUUGGUCUCUUGGCACAGUGAUGGCAGAGCUUCUCCUCGGCUUUCCACUUUUCCCGGGGCAAUAUGAGUAUCAGGUGCUGAGUUUCAUCAUCGACCUCCUGGGUGAUCUUCCAAAGAGAAUUCUGGAUAGAGGAUUAAAUACUUCAACGUACUUCAAUGCGAAACACAAGUACUUUGCGUUUUUGAACUGGGAACUCAUGAAGCCAUUUCACUACGAGGCUGUGACGGGACACAAGAUGGUGGAUAGGAGGAAGUACAGGUUUUCCUCUCUGGAUGAUUUGAAAACAUCGAGCCAGCACACAGCAAACAGCGCAGAGGCUGCUGAUAGGAAGGAUUGUGUUGAGCUGUUAAAGGAAAUGCUUCAGAUGGAUCCCAAGAAAAGGAUAACCCCGAGCGAAAUCCUGCAACAUCCUUUCAUACUGGGGAGCUACCCCAGGCCCACCAGUCUUAGCAGUAGUAUUGCAGCCUGGCAGAAACAAUCAGUCAGCAAGAAAAACACUGCAGAGACCAAGACUAAUGACAGAACCUCUCGUACAUUUGAACCCUCCUGUAGAUAUACAAUGGAGCCGCCCCCAGGUGUCAUCAUGGUUCGGCCAGCUGAGAAGACCAUUUGGAGGGAAGAAGCCACCAAACAGAAGAGCUGCAUCAGAUACGCCAUAGAGCCCACCCAAGGAGUCAUUAUGGUUCGGCCAGCUGAGAAGGCCAUGCAGGAGUUAGCCCCCAAACAGAGGAGCAACAAUGGACCCCAGGCUGUGGAGGACCAGAAGACCGACUCUUCAGAAGGUAAGUAUGAUAGUGAAUGCACACUACAAAGCAUCAGUGACCAAACCUCUGUUUACAGUCUCACAUCGGAGUCCGACACUAGCAGUGUCACAACAAGCCCAUCUAAGGACAGUGACAUCCAGACCAUCUUCCUGGAUUCUCCCGACACCGUUUCAACGCAAGACUCGGACAGCACUGACUCGGACAGCACUGACUCGGACAGCACAGACUCGGACAGCGAAGACUCGGACAGCGAAGACUCGGACAGCGAAGACUCGGACAGUGAAGACUCGGACAGCACAGAAUCGGACAGCACAGACUCGGACAGCACCAACUCAGCAGUCGUCCUUGAGGUCAGUGAGCCCAAGAAGAAGAAAGAGAAGAAAGGGAUCCGAAGAUUCUUCUCCACCUUGAAGAGGAAGUUAUUCUCCUUCUGCUGCAUAAGUAAGGUAGACGAUUGAAAUGGUCUGAAGGUUUUGUAGUAAAACUCACGGCUAAUACAUA
This is a messenger RNA of Centropristis striata (black sea bass), 3356 nucleotides long. RefSeq names its product homeodomain-interacting protein kinase 2-like. Gene Ontology annotation, biological process: peptidyl-serine phosphorylation; peptidyl-threonine phosphorylation. The record is from RefSeq and is a predicted model, not a curated record. Bases 1496 to 3313 code for a protein of 605 amino acids. NCBI's taxonomy places the organism in Eukaryota, Metazoa, Chordata, Actinopteri, Perciformes, Serranidae. Gene Ontology annotation, cellular component: nucleus; cytoplasm. The transcript is spliced from 13 exons. Gene Ontology annotation, molecular function: protein tyrosine kinase activity; ATP binding; protein serine/threonine kinase activity.